AUGCUAUUCAAAGGAAUAAGAUACGCUAAGAGUUACUUUCAUGGUGCCUCAAAUAUUCCCUUAACUUAUAAAACAGUUGGGUAGCAAUUACAUGAUAUAACUGAGAAAUACCCUGAUAAUUUAGCCGUAACUAUGCUAUAUAAGGAUUUCAGGUGGUUUCGUAAUUGCAAGAUGUUCAAUUGACUUAUAGUGAAUUCUACAAGAGAUCAAGAGAGUUGGCUGCUGCCUUUAUAGCUUUAGGAUUAGAGAAAGGUGAUAGAAUAGGAAUCUUUUCACCUAAUAAUGUGGAAUGGGCUUUAACAUAAUUUGCAGCAGCUUUAGCUGAUUUAAUAUUGGUGAAUAUUAAUCCAGCCUAUUAAACUAAUGAAUUAGAAUAUACAUUGAAUAAAGUUGGAUGUAAAGCCUUGAUAUUGAGAUCUACAUUCAAACAUUCAAAUUAUGUUUCUAUGAUAAAAGAACUAGCACCAGAAUUAGAUUAACCAGGUAAUCUAAAUUCAUAGAGAAUUCCAUCAUUGAAAAGUAUUCUUAUAUACACUAUAAUUAGGUGUGAUAUUGAUUGAUGAUAUUCAUAAAAAGGGGUUUUUUAAUUUUAAAGAACUCUUUUCUAUUUUUGGAACUUCUCAUUUGAAUGAAGUUGAUUAAAGAAUGUCUAAUUAAGAUCCAGAUGAUAUUACAAAUAUUUAAUUUACAUCUGGAACAACAGGAGCACCAAAAGGAGCUUGUUUAAGUCACUUAAAUAUAUUGAAUAAUGGUAAAUAUGUUGGGGAAAGAGUACAUUACACAUAAAAUGAUAGAGUAGCUAUAGCUGUACCUUUAUAUCAUUGCUUUGGAAUGGUAAUGGGUAAUUUGGCAUGUAUCAAUUAUGGAUCUACAAUGGUUUAUCCAAGUGAUGGCUUUAGUGCAGGAGCUACAUUAGAAGCAAUUACAAAUUAUAAAUGUACAUCAAUUUAUGGAGUUCCAACAAUGGUAUUAUAUAUUAUAUCUAUAAAUAUAGUUUAUUGAAUAUCUGAAUGAAUAUUAGAGACAUAAAUAAAAAUAUGAUGUAUCUACAUUAAGAACUGGUUUAAUUGCAGGAUCUUUGGCAUCAGAAGCAUUAAUGAAAUAAAUUAUCAAUGUUUUAGGAGUUAGAGAUAUCUCAAAUUGUUAUGGUUAAACUGAAACAAGUCCUGUAACAUCAUAGACUAAAACUACAGAUUCUUUUGAAAUAAAAACUAGCAAAGUUGGAUUACCUAUGAAUAUGGAAGUUAAAAUAGUUGAUUCAAAUGGAAAUAUAGUACCUUAUGAUACACCAGGUGAAUAUUGUUCAAGAGGAUAUGCAGUUAUGAAAGGAUAUUGGGGUGAUAAUAAAGCUACUAAAAAUACUAUUGAUGAAAAUGGAUUUUUACAUAGUGGAGAUUUAGCUACAAUGGAUAAAAAUGGUUAUGUUGCAAUAGUUGGUAGAAUCAAAGAUAUGAUUAUAAGAGGUGGUGAAAAUAUAUAUCCUAAAGAGAUUGAAGAUUACUUAUCUCAUUUAUAAGGAGUUGAAUAAGUUUAAGUAGUUGGUUGUUUUGAUGAAAAAUAUGGAGAAGAAGUUGUAGCAUUAAUUAAAAUGAAAAAAGAAGCAGAACAACUUACUGGAUUAGAUGUCUAUUAAUUUUGUCAUAAAAAAAUUGCACAUUACAAAAUUCCAAAAUAUGUUAAAUUUGUUAAUGAUUUUCCAUAUACAGUAACAGGUAAACCAUAAAAGUUUAAAAUGAGAGAUGAAAUAAAUAAAGAACUUGAAGAUCCAAAACUUAGAGAAUUANAAUUCAUAGAGAAUUCCAUCAUUGAAAAGUAUUCUUAUAUACACUAUAAUUAGGUGUGAUAUUGAUUGAUGAUAUUCAUAAAAAGGGGUUUUUUAAUUUUAAAGAACUCUUUUCUAUUUUUGGAACUUCUCAUUUGAAUGAAGUUGAUUAAAGAAUGUCUAAUUAAGAUCCAGAUGAUAUUACAAAUAUUUAAUUUACAUCUGGAACAACAGGAGCACCAAAAGGAGCUUGUUUAAGUCACUUAAAUAUAUUGAAUAAUGGUAAAUAUGUUGGGGAAAGAGUACAUUACACAUAAAAUGAUAGAGUAGCUAUAGCUGUACCUUUAUAUCAUUGCUUUGGAAUGGUAAUGGGUAAUUUGGCAUGUAUCAAUUAUGGAUCUACAAUGGUUUAUCCAAGUGAUGGCUUUAGUGCAGGAGCUACAUUAGAAGCAAUUACAAAUUAUAAAUGUACAUCAAUUUAUGGAGUUCCAACAAUGGUAUUAUAUAUUAUAUCUAUAAAUAUAGUUUAUUGAAUAUCUGAAUGAAUAUUAGAGACAUAAAUAAAAAUAUGAUGUAUCUACAUUAAGAACUGGUUUAAUUGCAGGAUCUUUGGCAUCAGAAGCAUUAAUGAAAUAAAUUAUCAAUGUUUUAGGAGUUAGAGAUAUCUCAAAUUGUUAUGGUUAAACUGAAACAAGUCCUGUAACAUCAUAGACUAAAACUACAGAUUCUUUUGAAAUAAAAACUAGCAAAGUUGGAUUACCUAUGAAUAUGGAAGUUAAAAUAGUUGAUUCAAAUGGAAAUAUAGUACCUUAUGAUACACCAGGUGAAUAUUGUUCAAGAGGAUAUGCAGUUAUGAAAGGAUAUUGGGGUGAUAAUAAAGCUACUAAAAAUACUAUUGAUGAAAAUGGAUUUUUACAUAGUGGAGAUUUAGCUACAAUGGAUAAAAAUGGUUAUGUUGCAAUAGUUGGUAGAAUCAAAGAUAUGAUUAUAAGAGGUGGUGAAAAUAUAUAUCCUAAAGAGAUUGAAGAUUACUUAUCUCAUUUAUAAGGAGUUGAAUAAGUUUAAGUAGUUGGUUGUUUUGAUGAAAAAUAUGGAGAAGAAGUUGUAGCAUUAAUUAAAAUGAAAAAAGAAGCAGAACAACUUACUGGAUUAGAUGUCUAUUAAUUUUGUCAUAAAAAAAUUGCACAUUACAAAAUUCCAAAAUAUGUUAAAUUUGUUAAUGAUUUUCCAUAUACAGUAACAGGUAAACCAUAAAAGUUUAAAAUGAGAGAUGAAAUAAAUAAAGAACUUGAAGAUCCAAAACUUAGAGAAUUGUAUUAAAUCAGAUGA
This is a messenger RNA of Paramecium primaurelia, 3091 nucleotides long. The record is from the annotation of a GenBank genome assembly. Lineage: Eukaryota; Ciliophora; Oligohymenophorea; Peniculida; Parameciidae.